Syzygium oleosum is the source of this 917-nucleotide messenger RNA. Its product is annotated as putative expansin-B2. The transcript is spliced from 4 exons. NCBI's taxonomy places the organism in Eukaryota, Viridiplantae, Streptophyta, Magnoliopsida, Myrtales, Myrtaceae. Bases 1 to 831 code for a protein of 276 amino acids. The record is from RefSeq and is a predicted model, not a curated record. Gene Ontology annotation, biological process: sexual reproduction. Gene Ontology annotation, cellular component: extracellular region.
AUGGCCACUCAUAACUCAUUUCCAUUUCACCCUUCGAUCUUCUUGUGUGUGGUAGCCUCGCUUGGCUUCAGCCAGACGUGCAUCGGCUUCAAAGCCAAGCACUUGAACUUAACAACAUUCGGAACCCGCUGGUCUUGGGCCGGAGCAACCUGGUACGGAAGUCCCAAUGGAGCCGGUAGCGAUGGCGGAUCUUGUGGAUACGGGAAUGUGGUGUCGCAACCUCCGUUCUCUUCCAUGGUGACCGGAAUCGGCCCUUCUCUGUACAAAUCAGGCAAAGAGUGUGGAGCUUGCUACAAGAUCAAAUGUCCCAAAAGAAUGCAUCCAUCCUGUUCGGGCAAACCGAUGAGGGUGGUCAUCACAGACUGUUGCCCCGGAGGUCCCUGUGUGACUGAUUCUGCCCAUUUCGACCUCAGCGGGACUGCAUUCGGUGCUAUGGCUAAAGCAGGAGAAGAAGUCAAACUCCGGGAUGCUGGCAUCCUCAAAAUCCGAUAUGCUCGAAUUGCGUGCAAUUACUCGGGAAGAACCAUAGCAUUCCAUGUUGAUUUAGGGUCCAACUCUAACUACUUUGCAGUGCUGGUUGAGUAUGAAGAGGGAGAUGGCGAUCUAGCAGCGGUAUCACUAAAGGAAGCUUCAAUGGGGUCUGAGGAGUGGAGGUCGAUGCAACAGUCAUGGGGCGCUGUUUGGAAGCUGGACGCUGCCUCAGAGAUGCAACCGCCGUUCUCAAUUCAGCUGACAUCGCAAUACUCAAGGGAGACCAUAGUGGCCAAGAACGUGAUUCCAGAAAACUGGAAGCCUGGUGCAACCUAUAGAUCUCUAGUCAACUACUUGUAAUUGUCUGGCAAACUUCAAUGGCCCUUCAUGGGCUACUGGCUCAUUGUGAAAGAACUACGUAGUAUAAGCACAAGAGGCUCGUUAAU